Molecule: messenger RNA, 1956 nt
Organism: Henningerozyma blattae CBS 6284
Lineage: Eukaryota; Fungi; Ascomycota; Saccharomycetes; Saccharomycetales; Saccharomycetaceae
Product: BAR and SH3 domain-containing protein
Exons: 1
Coding region: 1-1956 (651 amino acids)
Biological process (GO): cytoskeleton organization
Cellular component (GO): cell division site; plasma membrane; cytoplasmic side of plasma membrane
Molecular function (GO): protein binding; phospholipid binding
Source: RefSeq, a predicted model, not a curated record
AUGCUGUUGUAUAAUUAUGAACAAUGUUUUUGGGAGAAAAACGACAAGGGAGUAGAAGUGUUGUUAUCUCAUCUUGCGAAUGGGUUACAAACGUGCCAGACGAUUGUGAAUUUUUUCAAGCAAAAGAGUGAAUUGGAAAAGGAUUAUUCGAGGAGGUUGGGAGCUAUCAAUGAGAAUCUAUCGAAAAAUUUGGUGGAGACGAGUGAUUUUGGACAUUUAAAUGAAACGAUCAAUUGUUUACAAAACCUUGAAUUUAAAAAUGCACAAUAUCAUUCGAAACAGAGCGAGUUUUUCUAUUCGAUCAUUUAUAAUGAGAUGAAUUCUAUUUUGAAUAAGUUGAAUGGCAAAUAUACGAUGUAUACAGGGUUGAUUGAAAAGAGUCAGAAUGAUAAUCAAUACACGUUGCAAGGGUAUAAAGACUUGCAGGGGAAAUUGCUGGAGGCGCAACUGCAUGUGAAAGAGAUCAAUGUGGGGAUUAGUAAUCAAACGAAUGAUAAUGAGUAUUUGCAAAGGAAAUUGAAUAAAUGGAAUUCCAAUGUGACUGAGAUACAAAAUCAAUUGAAUACGUUGAAAUUGGAGUGCAAGGCUUCGAAGAAGAACUGGUAUAAGAAUUGGUCGAAGAUAGCGGGAAUGUUGCAAGAUUUGGAAAGUACGAGGAUAGAGUUGUUGAGAAGUAAGUUGAUGAGUUAUUGUAAGAUAUUGAAAGAGAGUAAUAAGAAUGAGAUGAUUAAUUUGAAUCAAAUGAUCAAGAAGAUCGAUAGUUUUGAGGCGAUGGAUGAUAUAGUGAAGUUUUCUACGCAAUUUGGUACUGGGAGGUUGAUGGAGAAGAAUUCGCAACGAAGUUUUAGUCGGGGCACUGAGGAGUCGAGAUCUAUGGAGAUGAAUAGUUCGCAUAUGGCGAAUAUCCGCAAGUUAUCUAGUCAAUUACAAUUGCAUGGAGAUAUAGAGCGAGAGGAGCGAGUUGAGAGUGUGGGAAGUAAGCGUGUGGGAAGUAAGCGUGUGGGAAGUAAACGUGUGGGAAGUAAGCGUGUGGAAGGUAAGCGUGUGGAAAGUAAGCGUGUGGAAGGUAAGCGUGUGGAAAGUAAGCGUGUGGAAAGUAUAAGCGCCGAAAGUAUAAGCGCCGAAAGUAUAAGCGCCGAAAGUAUAAGCGCCGAAAGCCAGCGCGCCCAAAGCCAGCACGCCCAAAGCCCCAAAACUUCUUCCCGCCAAGUCUCGACAAACAUGAUUGAUCCUCCAGAAAACCUUCACCCUUAUAUACCUCCCUCGACACGUAAAUCCCCGGUGGCAAAACAUCCCCAACUGCCUUUCCCCAUGGAAACACAGCAGCUGACCCUCCCCAAUUCGUUUGAUCAUUUGAAAACCUUCUCCUCAACUUCAGAGUCGUCCGUGCCCAGUGAUUUCCAAGAAUCAAUCAAGAAACGUCAAAGUGUGGAUUCUAUGGCGACUUCUGUGAGUUCUCUUGUGAGUAAUAUUGACGAAUCACAAAGAUUUGCUCGAUCGUGGAAUUCUCAUAAUAGGAAACGUAAAUCUUUGAUGGGACGCGAUCUGGAUAACAACGAUAACCGGAGUGACCGUCUGACACAAUCGGAGAACAGCAAGGAAAGAUCUGCAGAAACGAGGCGCAGCAGUGUGCAACGGGUGGAAUAUUCGAUGAAUCGGAGUGAGCCGAUCCCUAGGGAAAGACCUGCCAGGGAGGUUUCUGCGGGAGGGGAUUUCCCGCAGAUGGCUUCCAAUGGGGAAAAAGUGAUAAAAUUAGCCAAGGCUUUAUUCCCACUUUUCAACACUGAGUCAGCUUCGUUGGCCAGUUUUGAUGAAAACGAUCAUUUGUUAAUCACCGAGAUUGUGAAUGACGAAUGGUACAAAGGGGAAGUCUAUGGCAAUGAGAAAAUCGAUCCUGGUAGACGGUAUGGAUUAAUUCCUUAUAAUUUCAUUGAGAUUAUCAAAGACUCUAUAUAA